AUGUUCCACCUCUCUCGCAAAGCCGAGGAGCUCAAGGACAUGUAUAUCAGGGAUGUCAUCCAGCAUUGGUGGAACUACCGGACAAAGAGAUUUCCAGAUGACUGGAGUGCCCUCAAGUUCAUCGCCAUGGAGGAUACGGUUCACAUCUACAAGGAUAGUAUUGCACUGCCUAUUGUCGGCGGUGGUUAUGCUUACAUCACACACUUCGACGUCCCUGCACAUAUUGAGCAUGACUUUGUUCUGGGCCCCAGAGAGCUUAUCAAAGAGAUAGAGUGUCUCCUGAAUAGAGACAUCGAGGACAGCUGCUACUGGGACCUUCUCAAUCAACCACUCCAAAGUGACACUUGGUUGAAGUCCAUGGAUCUGUUGGAGAAGGCAAGUAACAUAGACAAGUUGAUCAUCGUUGCAAAGCACCAACUUCGAGAGACUACAGAGAAAAACCUCCAAGUGUGGCGCGACCAAACUGGUGGAUAUUUCGAGGCUACUGUUGGCUACCUUGACUAUCAUGGAAAACUCGAGUACUUCAAAUGCGAGCUAUCCUUCCUAGCUUCUUAUCACGAAUUCUUACGGGUUCUUGAGAUACACAGGAAGCCUCCUUUUGAGCCUGAUGACAAAUCUGUCAUGGAUUCCUGGGACUUGAGCAUUCAAAUUCUCGAGACAGCAAGCACGAAGAUCACCAAAGACUUCAAAGAUAAAGUCACUGUGCUCAAGUACAAUAUUGCAGCAUUCCGAGAGACGGAUUGGAAGAGCACUGGCAUCUGGAUGUAUUCUCUUCGAGAGAUGAACGGCCCAGAAAGGGACCCUUUGUGGGUGGCAAUGGACACCAAGGGCAAUUACGUGGAGGCUAUGAGAGAAGUGGCGAAACUGCUGGCAGACCAGGAUGUCCAACAUAUGGACUGA
Messenger RNA from Phaeoacremonium minimum UCRPA7, 900 nucleotides. RefSeq lists its product as hypothetical. Lineage: Eukaryota; Fungi; Ascomycota; Sordariomycetes; Togniniales; Togniniaceae. The transcript is spliced from 3 exons. The coding region runs from base 1 to 900 and encodes 299 amino acids. The record is from RefSeq and is a predicted model, not a curated record.